Onychostoma macrolepis is the source of this 3717-nucleotide messenger RNA. RefSeq names its product FBJ murine osteosarcoma viral oncogene homolog B (gene fosb). Bases 184 to 1464 code for a protein of 426 amino acids. Gene Ontology annotation, biological process: regulation of transcription by RNA polymerase II. The transcript is spliced from 5 exons. The record is from RefSeq and is a predicted model, not a curated record. Lineage: Eukaryota; Metazoa; Chordata; Actinopteri; Cypriniformes; Cyprinidae. Gene Ontology annotation, molecular function: RNA polymerase II cis-regulatory region sequence-specific DNA binding; DNA-binding transcription factor activity, RNA polymerase II-specific. Gene Ontology annotation, cellular component: nucleus.
UGCUGCCGAAACACAGAACACCUUCUACUCUCGUUUGUAAUAAACACAUUCCGGAUUAUUUUAUGGAUUUAUAAAUGCACAUUUCACGCAUUUCACGGAUUGUACUACGGCCUGGGAAGUGUUAUUCAAGGAGAGAUUGGAUUUUAGAAGUUUCCUCCAGCAGGGAACUGGAUUGAUGUCUUAAUGCAACUGUUUUGGAAAGAGACUAAGGGCAUCUUGACGAAGACUCCAAGUAAAACUUGUUACGGUGACAUCCCGUUCUCGCCGGGCACAGUAGGUGUUUCGGCUUCUUUCGGCUCCACCGGGGAGAUGUUUCAGGGGUUCCCCGGAGACCCCGACACCGGCUCCCGUGGAAGCUCAUCUCCUUCUCUUGAAUCUCAGUACCUGUCGUCCGUGGAAUCCUUCGGGAGUCCGCCCACCACUAGCGCACCGCAAGAGUGUGUAUCAGCCACUGGCGGGGUAGGGGUGGGUGGAGGGUCAACUGGCACCGGGGCAGGGGUGGACAUGCCCAGCUCAUUUGUGCCCACAGUGACGGCCAUCACCACCAGCCAGGAUCUGCAGUGGAUGGUGCAGCCCACUCUCAUCUCCUCCGUGGCACCAGGACAAAGUGGCACGGGCUCCAGCACCAUGACGCAGCCUGUUGCUUUGGAUCCUUAUGACCUGCCAGGCCCAAGCUUUUCGUCUGGUGGAGGCUUCACCCCACCAAGCUCUGAUACUCCUGGCCCAGCGAGACAGUCUCGGAGCCGUCGCCGUGCACGGGAUGAAUCGCUGACCCCUGAGGAGGAGGAGAAAAGACGUGUUAGACGAGAGAGAAAUAAACUGGCGGCCGCUAAGUGUAGGAACCGACGGCGUGAGCUCACAGACAGGUUACAGUCGGAGACAGACAUGUUGGAGGAGGAGAAGGCCGAGCUAGAGGCCGAAAUAUCCGAGUUGCAAAAGGAGAAGGAGCGCCUGGAGUUCGUCCUGGUCGCCCACCAACCCGGCUGCAAAAUUCCCUAUCAGGAACAGCCCCCUGCGCCGCUGCAGAUGCCUCUGCCGCUGCCGCUGCCGCAGACGUCCCCGCAGACGCCUUCUGUCUCCGUGGUGGGUUUGACUGUGAAGGAGGACACUUUCUACCUGCCGCCUGCCUACUCGUCCCACCACCACCACCACGUCCCGGUUUCACAGCCCACGCAGACACAGCCACAGCCACAGCCGGCCCCAGCACAACAGCAGCAAGGGAUGAUGCAGGAGGUAGCCUUUUCUAGUUCUUUCUAUGGGCAGGGCCAGCCGGCGCCGGAUGGCCCGUGCCUUGUUGCCGACGGUGGCGGUAACCCUGACGCCAGCAGCUACAUCCCCUCAUACACAUCUUCAUUUGUGUUCACCUACCCAGAGGGAGCCUGCGGGGCCAGCGCUAACCAGCGAACCAGCAGCAGCGAUCAGUCCUCUGAUUCCCUGAACUCACCCUCGCUUCUUGCACUUUGAGAGCUCUGCGUCUCUCUGCCUCUGCUUGCCUGUCGACAGCAGCACGCGCACACGUACAAAUGCAAACACCUCUCAGACGUUGUACUGAUCUUUUACAUUAAAGCCUUUCGAUUUGAAACCUUUCGAGGCCCAGAUGCGUUAGCGUCUGAGUGACUUCAUCAAAUGAUGUAAGUGUAUAUUAAUUCACAAUGAAUUCAGGCUUAAUAUCAAGAUGAGUCAGUAGCCCAUGCACACUCACACACACACACACACACACACUUAAAUUGUCAUAGACAUUAAAAUCCGUUUGACAUAACAAUGAAAGCACAUCAGCACACUCCCCCUUGCUUUUAUCUUUUCUCGCUCUGGCUUACAUUGGUGUACCAUCUCCCUCCUUCUCUCUCUAUCCACGCCAGGUGCCUGCUGUGUAUUUGUCUAAGCAAAAAAAGGGGGCACAGAACUGCUUUGUGGUUUUUGUUUCGUUUCAUUUUGCGUUUCGGGCUACCUUGCUACGCUUUCUUUCUCCAUCCAGUUCAUCCACACCUCUUUCUGUGACAAAAGGACAUGACCACACACUCUCUAGCUACAGUACCUAUCUCUCUCUUUUUUUUUUCUCCCUCCGUUGUCCAUCUCCACAUCUGUUUCUCCUCUCUCCUGUCUCUAUGUACCUCUGGUUCUCUCUGAAGUCUUCGGCCCCUGAGAGCCCGUUGGACCCUGAAAGCCCAUGGAACCUUGAGUGAGUGCCAGCCCACACCCCAACACCACAAAAUCCCUUCGCACGGACCAGCCCACAGUGGAACCACAGACAUUUCAAAAAAAUCUAAACGAACCAGCCACAGAUUGCACGCAGAUCACAUGCCAUCUCGGAUGCCACCACACUGGCUAAAGGAACGGGACUCUUUAUUUCUCUUCAGCACUGAGGAUUUCAUUUCGAAUGAGCGGAGACACACUGGCUAAACUUUGGCAAGGCCAGUGGAGGAGUUUUGGAGAGCCCUUGGAAUGUGGAGAUACGAGAUGGUGAGAGUAUUCGCAUGACCAUGCUCUACCCGUCAUCUCCCGCUGGUCCUCUGAGAGCUUUUGUACCGUGUUUGCCCUUUCCCCUUUCUUGAGCAAGUUAGAGGAGUUUGUUUGUUUGUUUGUUUCAUUCUGUGUUUCAAUGAUAGUAUUAACUUUGAUCUCAAAAGUGGCUUACCUGAUGAUAACAUACAAGAGUGGCUUGACACUCUGCGUUUGAAGAGCAUUAUAACAAGCAACCAAAAAAAAAAAAGGACAACCUCUUGGUUUUGGAUGAGUGGCCUCUGUGCUUCUUAAAGUCCUUGACAUAGUCUUUGAGCUGUGGGUGUGGAUUAGCACAGCUCUAGGCUUUGAUUGUGAAUGGAAGCCACAGAGUACUACAUCUCCAGUUGAUUUCUUUCUUUAAGGGGGUUGUUGUUGUUGACGUUGUUGUUGUUGUUGUUAAAAUGGAAAAAAGCACAAAUGCCGGCUGCGGAUGGAAGGAACACAAAGCGACCAACCUAAAGGACGGGAUGUGCUUUUGAAUAUGAACCGUUUACUUUCCUGUGAAUGUUUUUGAUGUUUUGAGUUACUGAUUUUUCAUGAUGCUUUUACUCUUUUGCUCUUGAUUGUGCCGUUGCUGCCAAAUGGAAGAAUUUUGUGGGGCUGUUAGCUGCUCCUUCUAUCUGUUACUGUUGUCUUACUGCAGUUAUCACGAAUAUUGUUAUUAUGGUUAUUAUAAUUAUUAUUAUUAUUAUUAUUAUUUCAUAGUUAUCUCAUGUUGGCAACUAAAAAGGCAUGUUGUGCACUAUGAACCUUUUUUAUGUCUAAAACUAUAUAUAUAAAAUAUAUAAAAUAUGUAUGCAUAUAUAUACAUAUUCAGUGUGUAUAUAUAUACAAUGAUUGUAAUGUAAUGUAUGAAUGUUCAGAAAAUGUUAUUUUUGUCAAUGAAGACAGAAGGGAGAGCUUGAUGCACUUGGUUUUGGUUUAAACAUAGAUAUUUUUCUAAAAGAACAAAAAGUAUAUUAUAAUAAACAAUAACAGCCCGCCUUUCCCUUAAUAUGAAAAGCAUUGUCACUGCCUUUCAUUCGAAACGUGUAAUAUGUAUGAUGACUGUAUUGAAACUGUGGUGCAUAUAGUGUAAUAUAUGUAUCACAGAUUUGUGCUGUGCUUGAUUUGUCAAUGAGGUUGGUUCCACAGCCCUUGUUCAUCAACCCCUGUGGACAAAACACACUGGACGCAAAAUAUCUAUAAAUGCAUAAAUAAAUCAAUCAAAAAGAA